AUGCAGAUCUUCGUGAAGACCCUGACGGGGAAGACCAUCACCCUCGAGGUGGAGAGCAGCGACACCAUCGACAACGUCAAGGCCAAAAUCCAGGACAAGGAAGGGAUUCCUCCAGAUCAACAGCGACUGAUAUUCGCUGGCAAGCAGCUGGAGGAUGGACGCUCACUGGCUGACUACAACAUCCAAAAGGAGUCAACUCUUCAUUUGGUCCUCAGGCUUAGGGGUGGAACCAUGAUCAAGGUCAAAACUCUCACUGGGAAAGAGAUCGAGAUCGACAUAGAACCCACUGACACGAUUGACAGGAUCAAGGAGCGUGUUGAAGAGAAAGAAGGCAUUCCUCCCGUGCAGCAAAGGCUCAUCUAUGCUGGUAAGCAGCUUGCUGAUGACAAGACCGCAAAGGACUACAACAUCGAGGGUGGUUCUGUCCUCCAUCUUGUCCUUGCUCUGAGGGGUGGUUACUAG
Molecule: messenger RNA, 462 nt
Organism: Miscanthus lutarioriparius
Lineage: Eukaryota; Viridiplantae; Streptophyta; Magnoliopsida; Poales; Poaceae
Source: the annotation of a GenBank genome assembly